AUGGCCCAUCAAGCACAUGCAUACCACAUAGUUGACCCCAGCCCCUGACCUCUAACGGGCGCAAUCGCUGCUUUGUUAAUAACCUCCGGCCUCGCAGUUUGGUUUCACUUUAAUAUUACCACACUAAUAGCACUUGGCCUAGUUCUUCUUAUCCUUACAAUAAUUCAAUGAUGACGAGAUAUCGUUCGAGAAGGCACAUUCCAAGGACAUCACACCCCUCCAGUCCAAAAAGGUCUUCGAUAUGGUAUAAUACUUUUCAUCGCCUCUGAAGUCUUCUUUUUCCUGGGCUUUUUCUGAGCCUUCUAUCACUCAAGCCUUGCCCCAACCCCUGAAUUAGGAGGUGCUUGACCCCCAACAGGUAUUACAGUCCUUAAUCCAUUUGAAGUACCCCUCCUCAAUACAAUUGUUUUAAUCGCAUCUGGAGUCACAGUCACAUGAGCUCACCACAGCAUUAUAGAAAAAGAACGAAAACAGGCAAUUCAUGCCCUAUUCCUAACAAUUCUCCUCGGCCUUUAUUUUACCCUGCUCCAGGCUAUAGAAUACUACGAAGCGCCCUUUACAAUUUCAGACGGCGUCUACGGCUCUACUUUCUUCGUAGCAACAGGCUUCCACGGACUACAUGUAAUUAUUGGAUCAACCUUCCUCGCUGUUUGUUUCCUUCGCCAAGUUCAAUACCAUUUUACAUCUGAUCAUCACUUUGGAUUUGAAGCAGCUGCCUGAUACUGACAUUUCGUAGACGUUGUUUGACUUUUCCUAUACAUCUCUAUCUACUGAUGAGGCUCAUA
Messenger RNA from Scatophagus argus, 785 nucleotides. Lineage: Eukaryota; Metazoa; Chordata; Actinopteri; Scatophagidae. The record is from the annotation of a RefSeq genome assembly.